CCAGAACAAGAUUGAAGAUUGUGACAACUUCAACAUUCUUUAUUUCUCAUCUUUUUAUUUUUUUUUAAAGUUUGAGACUUUUGGUUUUACAAUUUAACUCUAUUUCAGACCCUACAUCCCGCAUCCUGCAUAACAGCAUCAAUGAUGUGUGCUUAUAUGUAAUUGGAUAUAACCCUGGAGAUUCAAUUCUGAUCAAAAACAUGAUCAUACUCAUAUGAAUAUAUGAAUAUAUGAAUCUAUAUAAAGCCAACUGUUCAUUAGCCAGUUCGGUUUCAAGAGAAGAUUUAUUUAUCAAUAAUCAAAUAUACCAAAUAUACCUCAGAUCAUGGCAUUCUCUGCACUCCCGCCUGAGCUGCGCAGCCUCUGUCGGAGGUUGACAUCGACCAAAGCAGAGCGGCUUCCAGCCCUACUACCCUCUCUCCUCAAGGAUAUAUUACGUUGUCAAGAGCCGCUAUCGAAACCUCAAGAAGCAAAAUCUUCUGAAGGUUCUACCGAAUCUGCGGUGCUCGUACAUAAGCUUAAGACUCAAAUAUCCACGCUCUUAAACAGCAGAACUGCCCAAGGUCGUUUUGUUGGAGUGGCUCUUGUCAAGGCUGUCAUGGAAACUGGCGGCUGGGAGUGUCUUCGAACAUCCGAGUCAUGGGUUCGAGGGCUGUUGUCUGUUCUCCAAAGGAAGGACCCUGCAGUUAACAAGGGUCUAUGUGUUGUGACUGUAGUCAAGAUAUAUUCUUUGAUGCAUGCGUACCCAACCCUGGUACGAGAGAUUGUGACACCCACUCUCCCAACAUUUGCGACGGCAUGUCUACAAAUAUUGAAGCCUCCUGUAUCUAGCAAGGCUGCUAAGGCGCCUUACAACCUCGUCGAGACUAUAUUUGAGGCCCUUUCAACUCUACUUCCAUUAUACCCGACUACUUUGCGUCAGUUUGCCGGCAAGAUCAGAGCUGAGACUCGAUUAUAUGUUACCCCUACUAUCUCAGACGGCGUUAUAAUCCCAGCAUCUUUACAAGCAAGCAGUCGACACAUCGCCCUGAGGCUACACAUGACGGCGGCAAAGGGUGGAGAUUCGACUGAAUGGGCAAAGCAUUUAGAUGGACUUAUCAAGGCUUUUCAUUUUACAGCUGGUCUGGUCUUGCGCGGCGUGAUAGAGAACUGGGAGCCAAUAUCGGGCCACGUAUCAGACUAUACACCACAGCAGAUGGAUUUCAAUAAAGAUCCCCAAGGUGAUGGUACUGGUCCAGAUCAGUUCCCCUCAUGGACUGGCAUCUACGCAGGCAGUCAAAGAAUGAUCGGCCAACUGGAUUUUAUUGGCGAAUACCUCCGGUGCCGUACAAAAACUGCCGUUACUAUUCCGGUUGGUGCUAUUGUCGACAUUGUUACGAGGAUGUCCUCGAUUUUCCCACCGACUCCCGGGAGAGAAAAGUCGGGGUUGGUCCAAAUGAAUCCAGCUGUUGGCAGAGAGGAAAAGGAUGAGUUGUGGACAGUUUUUCCGGAUAUCCAACUCGCCACAAUGAAACUACUUCUCGUUGUAAUACAACGACUAGGGAGAAAUUUUGCACCAGUAGCCCCGGAAUCGCUUGAGCAGCUACUACGAAUGUUCGAAUCAAGCUAUCGUCUACCUGAGAUUCGGAUGAUAGUAUUCCAUCUAACCAGAGAGAUACUUGAAAUUUGUGGGCCGACGAUGCCAAAGCUCACAGUCGAGGGUCUAAGUUUGAUUAUCAAAACAUGUUGUAGGGAUCUCUUAGGCUCCGCAGGUCACCUCAAACGUCCCAAACUGUCAACCUCUACUCCUCAGGGCGGAGCAAAACCCAAGUCAGUCACUCAGAAUGUAGACGCUUUUCUCAGCAACAAAACAGAAAAUGAAUCAUUGGUCGUGUCGCUAAACGCGGAUCAUGUUUCGGCCGCUGCGAAACUCUUGACUACUCUAUUCAGCCAUGUACCUCAGCAACAUCUUCCAUCCUCUCUUCGAGCUCAAAUGCUUAGAACAGCUAUCCUAGCCCAGAUCAAGGAGGCCCAGGUGGCAAGCGUACUACAUCCGUCACGAGACAGAAGUGGUAGAACACCACAAGUGAUACUACCCUAUCUUACUCAACAAUUUCCUCGUGAUGAGUGUGUCGAAAUUCUACGCUUCAAUUUCCGACCGAUAGCGACGGGAUUUGGGAAUAAUAUCAUGGAUCUUGACGACACGCUACACGAAGACGAGCUGGAAGAGGAGUCUUCCGCCAAUGGUUUCACAUUUGACAAACUAUCCGAACCCUCUUUUACAAACCCUCGAGAUAUACUAGCAGCAACAACGGCCAAGUCCACCGAAGUACAGCGAGCCUCUUCUCCUGUACCAGAUACCGAGCCCGUAGCAAAAGCCCCGAAUCCGUUCCUCCCUAUGUCGUCUUCAAAAGCAACUAUCUCGUCUGAGGUUCGUACUUCAGUCGUGCAGCCAUCGCUCUCGACCAACUCGCUUAAGCGGAAGAGCGAGGAGGCGGAUAUUGCUGUUGCAAAACGGGUCGAGAUCGACACGUCGACAAUCAUCAACGCUCCAGCACCAACGACUAUCGCCCCGCCGAUCCAAGCUCCCACGACGCUCGGUGUGGGGGGCGACCAGGAGAGCGACGGGGAAAGCGAUAACGAGAGUGCUCAUCUUAAUAUGGAACUCGACACUGACGAGGAGGAGGAGGAUAAUGGCGACGGGGGAGAGGAAGUCUGAAAGGCUAACGAAUGGGCUCUCGAGCCGAUUUGUUUUGUGCAUGGCGUCACAUUCGGUAACUUGGCGGAGGUACCGCCGUGCGUUCCGGGUAAAGUGAUCCCACGCUUGCAUCUUUCCAUAAUAUAUGUACCUACCUCCAACCAAGAAAGAUAUAUCGAUAUUGUGCUGCAGUGCUAUACGUACCUAGAAUGCAAGGCACCGCCGUCUCCCGUCUCGUUUCACAACGCAGACCGCGUAAUUCAAUCUUCUUAUGUUGUUAGAUUGCAGUUGAUGAGGACGUCGUGGGGGAGGUUGAGGGUGGGUUGGCCACGCGAGCUGGCUCCUUUUAAGGGUUCAUCGUGAUUUUGACUUUGGGUAUACUAGGUACCUACCUACUGUAGUACUAUUUCAUCAAUGAUACAUAUAAGAGACACGCCACUAUGUUAUGUAGACGGCUACGUAGGCACUCUACAGGCC
Hypoxylon fragiforme is the source of this 3154-nucleotide messenger RNA. RefSeq lists its product as uncharacterized. The record is from RefSeq and is a predicted model, not a curated record. Bases 326 to 2698 code for a protein of 790 amino acids. Gene Ontology annotation, biological process: rRNA processing. Gene Ontology annotation, cellular component: nucleus. The transcript is spliced from 3 exons. Lineage: Eukaryota; Fungi; Ascomycota; Sordariomycetes; Xylariales; Hypoxylaceae.